AUGGACUCGGAAGACGGGGAGUUUUUUGUCAAGGUAUGUUUGGUGUCUUUGCUGCUGCCACCGCCAUCAACCAAGCUAACUGUCUUGUCUGAACAGCAACUCGCAACGUUUGUGCGAACACACGAGAAGGCGCUCGCGAAUGCGCUUCAGUUUCGGCGGCAGACACCUCGCCAUGGAUCCUCACAAAGUGUCUCGUCGGUUUCCCCUGUGAACGCACCGACGUCCCCAUCAAUACCGGAACGGCCUGCUACGUCAGCCUCAACCUCGAGCACACUGGCAGCCGCCUUUUCUCUGGGCUCGCUGAACCUCACCUCGCACAGCGUAAAAUCAGCAAAGCUCGCCCUCACCCCACAUCACCUCUUUUAUUUGCUCUCCCGAUUCGAAGAGCUUAGCAUACCUGUCGGGCCCAUGAAAAUUCGCCUGGAGAAUCUGCAUGAUACAACGGCUUCGGGAAACUAUGUCUCCUUCCUCGGGCAAUCUCAGCGUUCCAAGAGUCGCGGCUCCGAUGUCGGCUCCAUUCACUCGGUUUCCAGUCUUCGGAGCGUUAUGUCAGGCAUGUCCGCUCUUUGGGCCAGCUUCGGAAUCGGAUCGGGUAUUUCCGCCGCUCGAACAGAAAGGCAAAAGGCGGCGAUCCAAAAUGACUUGAAAUACCUCUACUCCGCCUUUACCAAGAUUCCCUGCCUGAGACUCGCUCCAGAUUGGCGCGCUCGUCUCAUCAGGGGCUACGAGGAGUUUCCCUUUGACUCAGCAGUGCCUCUGUACGUCUUCAAAAACGUCCAGGCACUGGAGGUGAGCGAUAUCGAUUUUAGGCAAUUCUUUGGUUGGGAUAAGCUCUCAGAACAGCUUCGUUCGCUCACGCUCAAGCGUGCCAGCAUUGAGGACCCAGCAGAUAUCCUGAUCGAUAUUGUCUUGGACGACAUGGACAAGCGCAGGCGCCGCACAUCCAAGAGCCAAGCAUCACCCACCACACAGUCAACCUGGCCAGGAGCUGUGAACAGCCCUCGGAGAAGUCCGACGGUGUCGCACAUGGACUUGCCAAAGUCCACCUCUGCCCCUGGUUCCCCUGAUGCCCGGAAAUCGGCAAACGAUCUUCCUGUCGGCUCUCUAAGUAGUGAACUUGGGACAGACCAAGAGGGCCGGACUCCCACCGACAGCAGGAGGCCUUCGAUCGUCAGGAUUGACAGUGAUGAGCUCAAGUCACCACCAGCAAGGGAUACUCGGCCACGGAGUCACUCUCCCCGUCGGCCUCAUAGUUCCAGAAACGGCUCUUCCAACGUGCGCGGAUCUUCUUACAAGAUCCGGCGAUCUGGUUCUGGAAGCUCUCAGUCAAGUCUCUCGGACUCGUGGCACAACGGCCGUGGAAGCGCUUCCAACCUCCUUUCCAUGGGCAUCCUCCCAGCCUCCAAGUGGCGCUUCCUCAAGCACUUGAGCCUGACGGAUAAUUCUUUGACCAACAUUCCCGCCGCCAGUUUGGCACCACUGGCCAACAGCCUGCACUCCCUCGACCUGUCGUCUAACCUCUUUACCCAGAUCCCCGACAGUGUCGCCACGCUAACCUCGCUGCGCGCCCUGAACCUUGCCCACUGCAUGAUCGACUCGCUGCAUUCACUCACCCGCAACCCUCUCCCAGCCAUCACUGCCCUCAACCUCCGAGCCAACCGCUUGCAGUCUCUUGCCGGAAUCGAAAAGCUCUUUCCCCUGGAAAGGUUAGACUUGCGGGACAACCGUCUGACGGACCCAUCAGAACUGGCUCGCUUGACGGGAAUUCCCGAGAUCCGAGAGAUCUAUGUGGACGGCAACCCCUUUACACGCACUCAUCGCGACUACCGCAUCACCAUCUUCAACCUCUUCCGUCAAACACCCGGAUAUACUGAGGACAUCACCAUCGAUGGAAGCGGGCCUAGUUACUCGGAGAAGCGGUAUCUGGUAGAGAGGGCAGCGUUGCCUCCUGCUGUUCCCGUGGUCAAGCCGCCACCCGAGGAGAUUCCUGCCGUGGAUGUGAGCAAGCCGGCUAUCCUUUAUGAUGCCCCCAUCAAGGAGCCCGCUGUCCUUCGUAAAGAGCGUCCUCAGCCCAAGACUGUUUCGAGCGAGGUCAACACCAACUCUACCCGGCGCCGGAGAGCACCCAAGCGGCGGAUUGUCGAUCUGGCAACCAAUGAUACCCCUAUACCCCAUGCCCAGCCAAUCGACAAUCAGACCCGCGUGCCAAGUAUCAAGACCACGGCAGUGCUCGAGCCAGAGUCCAAUUACCGGACCUCACAACCACCAGACACACAACGGCCAACGGCGAACGUCCUUGGGGAAACCGUUGCAGUUCCCCAAGGCCUUGCGCCAGAGGUCCCCAGAAUCGACACCAGCGUCAUUCCGCAACUUCCACCUGUCUAUGAUACGGGCGAGAACAACACGGAGUGGGACGUUGGUGGGGAGAUCUAUCGAAGAAAAAUCGAGGCCCUCCGCGGCAAGGUCGGGAGUGGUUAUCUCAGCGUGCUCAGUGAGGAAGGCGGCUACCCCACCAGCCUUCCACCAGACUAUCACGAGCCGGCAGACUUUGGCGCUGCCUCACCCCACUCAAUCACACCUCGAGCUGCCAGCGUGCAAGCGAUCCACAGCGGUCGCACGCUAGGCUGA
Molecule: messenger RNA, 2628 nt
Organism: Podospora anserina S mat+
Lineage: Eukaryota; Fungi; Ascomycota; Sordariomycetes; Sordariales; Podosporaceae
Exons: 1
Coding region: 1-2628 (875 amino acids)
Cellular component (GO): cytoplasm
Molecular function (GO): protein kinase binding
Source: RefSeq, a predicted model, not a curated record